AAGGCGCUAAUGCCAUCUGCAUUGAUGGGUGUCAAAAUGGUGAAUCGCAUAUUUGAUUUUCAACCCACUUAAUGGUUUUUUUCAUGAAAAACGCAUUUUGUAAAGUUGAAAUACAACGAGCUAACUUUCAAUUUUGGAUCUUUUUCUUACACGUAUCCGUAUAAGUUCUUGCUAUUAUGCAGACGGUGGAAGGAGCCAUUGAGGCGUCAAUUGCUCAAUCUGCCAUUAUUGAGAAACAGGGACAAAAACGUAUAUUCAAGAUUAUUGUAAUUGGGGAUUCAAAUGUCGGAAAGACUUGUCUUACAUUCCGUUUUUGUUCUGGGAAAUUUCCAGAUAAAACUGAAGCAACAAUAGGCGUAGACUUUCGUGAAAAAGUUGUUAAAGUUGAAAAUGAAACGUUAAAGCUUCAACUUUGGGAUACAGCUGGCCAAGAGAGGUUCAGAAAAUCGAUGAUUCCUCAUUAUUAUCGAAAUGUACACGCUGUUGUAUUUGUAUAUGAUGUUACGAAAACCUCAAGUUUCGAUAAUUUAACUCACUGGAUUAGCGAAUGUAACCAGCAUAAACUUGGAGAGGGAAUACCAAGAAUCCUUGUGGGGAAUAAAUGCGAUGAUCAGCGCAAUGCAGUCGUGCCGACGAAUACCGCCCAAAGGUUUGCUGAUAAUCACAAUAUGCCGCUAUUUGAGACUUCUGCAAAAGAUGACUCAGAGAGCGACCACGUUGAAGCCAUUUUUAUGACGUUGGCUCAUAAACUAAGAUCAUCAAGACCCAUGAUGCCACCAACUUCAAAUAGAAAUAGUUUGAAUAUGAGCCGUAACAAUAGUCAAAGUGACCAAAAUUUAAGAUGUUGCUUUUAA
Messenger RNA from Dimorphilus gyrociliatus, 854 nucleotides. The record is from the annotation of a GenBank genome assembly. NCBI's taxonomy places the organism in Eukaryota, Metazoa, Annelida, Polychaeta, Dinophilidae.